UGGGAAUUUGUUCAAUGGUUUGAAGUGGAAAUUCCAGCGAGCUUGAUUCACACUCUUCUACAUGUGCUCAUAUCAUUCAGAUCAUUUAUGCAACAAUUGCAUUUUCAACCCAGUAGCUGCAGCUCUAUCAAAUUUCUAUUACUCUUAGUGUUUCUCUGUUUCAAGCAGGCUAGUGGUACUUACGACCUUUACAAUCGAUCUCGUCACUUAACGGCAUCAGUGCCUAAACCAUGAACACAUUCUAUACCUACAAAAUAUCCGUAUUUGAACAACGAAACAUUGAAUAACCUAUCACAUCUACGAUAUCAUAAACAUCGGCACAAAGACCACGAAUCACGCAAUCAAAAUGUCCCGCUCCCGCAAUUCAUUCUUCAGCAACUCUUCGGGAACGAAUGAUCAGCAACAUCCUCUUCUAUCAAGAGAAUAUAAUUCGCAUAAUGGCAUUAAUUUGCGUGAUCUCUCUCCCCCUUCAGCUUCUCGAAUCACGCCAAGCCCACCACCGGAAUUUUAUAGGGACCUUCGAUCCCCUACUAGUACAAAUGCGAGAACGAUAUCACCUCGACCUGUCUCGGAAGCAGGAUCUGCGAGUAAAAUGAAAGGAAAUGGGAAGGCGAAGGGAAGGAGGAUACAAUUUGCCGCUCCUCCCCCGCCCAUUGCGGGAAGCGUUAUGGGUUUGGGAAUGGGCGGGAAGAUGGGAAUAAGUUUAGAUGGUAGUAGAAGUCCUAGUUUGAAAGCAAGUUUGGUGAGGGAAGCGAGAAGAGGCGUCGGAGGUUUGAAGUCCAUAGGGGGUAGUGUUGGAGGCUCAGUACAAAUCGAUACUUUAUUGGGAUUGGAAAGGAGGGAAAGGGCUUUGCAGGCAGAAUUACAAAUGUUGCUGGAUGCGCAGGGUGAGGGGUUACUGGCAGGUUUUGGUGGAGGGGGUGGUGACAUGGGAGAUGGAAGUGGAAAUAGCACGCCUACGACGAGAUCGUUACAACGGGGUAAAGGUGGUCAAGGGGGUCGGAGUAAAGAUGGAGCACAUAUGCAGACAAUUCCUGUUAGGCAACCGAAGAAAAGGACAAUUGGAUUGAAGGCGGCGAGGAAAGGAUUAUUAAGGGAUAUGAGUGAGUUGGCGGACGUUAAAGGCGAGGAAGGAGAUUUGUUAGGAGAAGAAAUUGAAAGGAGAGAGAUGUGUAUUGCGAAAACAAAGGGUUGGAAGAUUAGAAUCGAAGAGGCCAAGAAGGAAAUUGGGGAGUUCAUCUCAGCGGACACAACAAACUUUGGAUCGACUUCACUGGAUAGGGAGAGAAUUGAAUCUUCCGAAGGCAAAUCCGAAGAAGAUCGAGAGAUAGCCGAACUGCGGACGGAAGAGAGGGCUGUGGCAAACGAGAUACGAGAAACGGAAGAUAGAUUGUUACAAAUGAAGGCUCGAAAGAAUUGUUUAGAAGAACGUAUUAAAGAGAGAGUUAAUCAGAGAGAAUCUCGAUUAUCUAGUUACCGUGGAGCUCUAAAGGAGGUAGAAUCCGAAGUCCAGGAAUUUUUGACUAGACCACCAGUCAUGGUAUCGAUCAGUAUGGGAGAUGAAGAAGGAUUUAUGACGCUUCCACCUAAGCGCCGCACAUUAGAAAUGGCAGAGGAAUGGUGGAGUAAAGAAAUAAAUUCUUUGCAAGAAAGGAAAUUAGAGGUAGAAAAGGAGAAAGAAGCAUUGGAGGAUGGAGCAAAGUAUUGGGAAGAAUCCGUGGGGACAGUGAUACGAUUUGAGGAUGAAUUGAGGGAAAGUAUGAAGAGUGGAAAGGUAGGCGAUGUAAAUGGAUUAAAGGGACAAAUUGGAAAAAUGAAGCAGGUCAUUGGGAAACUUGCCGAGACGACAAAAGUAGCGGAGACUAAGGGCUGGAAUUUAUUGGUUGUUGCUAUAGGCGCCGAAUUACAAGCUUUCAGGCAAGGAGAAGGAAUUCUAAGGGGAGCAUUGAAGUCUAUGGGUGGGGAGAUUGACGAUAAUGAUGAUGAUGAUAACGGAAAUGGUAAUGACGAAAAGAAGAAUGACGAAAACAAAGGCGAAAAUAUUAAUAAAACUACACAAUCUCAAUCACAAUCACAAAGACAAAAACAAAAACAGUUAAUAAAUGAACAAACAACAGAAGCAGAAGAAGACGACGACGGAUUAAAAGAACUAGAAAAGGAUCUAGCGAGACAGGAGGAAAAUUUCCUCGUCCGUGGAAGUGGAAGUGGAAGGGUAGGGGCUUUGGUGGAUGUGGAUAAGGAUAGCGGUAGGGAGGAGGAAAGCGAUGAGGAAAAGCAUUUGGAGGAGUUGUUGGUGGAUCGAGAAGCGCAGCUUCAUGAUGGUCAUGGGCGUGGAAAUGGUGAUUAUGGUGAUGAUGAUGAUGAUACUGAUCAUGAGGGGUUUUGAUGGGGUUUGUUUGGGAAAGGGGGUGUAUUGAUACCAAUGGACAGGACAGGACAGACUGUACUAUGGUUUAUUCGAUUGUGUUACUUGAUGUGUUACUUGGUUGGGUUUGAGUGAUGAAGCGAUGAAGUAAUGAAGUAUAAACAUAAGUACUAUUCUUACGCUAUGCGUCCUAGGAAUUUAUA
Sclerotinia trifoliorum is the source of this 2568-nucleotide messenger RNA. The record is from the annotation of a GenBank genome assembly. Lineage: Eukaryota; Fungi; Ascomycota; Leotiomycetes; Helotiales; Sclerotiniaceae.